CAGAUUCCUUUAUCAUAUUGAAGAACCUGGAACCAGCAAGUGAUUCAUAAUUCAAGUGCAUCCUGGAAAUGUAAGAUUGCCGUCAAAAUGACUGAAACACCAUCAACCAACUAUUCAGUGAUCCAGCCCCACACUUCGGGGAGUGAACAGUCUUUGUCCGUGCGGCCUUUCAAUGUCACAGAACCAGUUGUGGCCAAACGGGUCUGUUUUUACAAAAGUGGAGAUCCUCAAUUUAAUGGGGUGAAAAUGGUUGUCAACAGCCGGUCUUUCAAGUCAUUUGACGCCUUGCUUGACAACUUAUCCAAAAGAGUCCCCCUGCCUUUUGGAGUGAGGAAUAUCACCACACCACGAGGGAUACACAGCAUCAGUAAUCUGGAAGACCUUGAAGAUGGAAAGUCCUACAUCUGUUCCCAGCAGAGGAAAGUCAAGCCCAUUAACCUGGAAAUGGCCAAAAAAAAGCCAUUGCCAUGGCAGAACAGCAGGCCCAUCAGUGCUCGCCGGAGGGCUGUACAGUUAGCUAGAGAAGGAGAAAGCAGCAUGUUCCAAAAGGGGAGUGCUGUCAGAUCAAGUACCUCUAAGAAGUUGCUUGUUUUCAAAAAUGGCAAUGUAAGAAUCCGACGCGCUGUUGUCUUAGGUAAGAAGAACACACAAAGCUUUGAGGCCUUUCUGGACCACAUCAGUGAAUUAAUGCAGUAUCCUGUUGUGAAACUAUAUACUACUGAUGGGAGAAAGGUGCCCAGCCUUCAAGCCUUGGUACUAUGUUCUGGAGCUGUUGUGGCGGCAGGGAGAGAACCUUUCAGAGCAGGAAAUUAUGAUCCCCAUAGGUACUCAUUGCCUGGAAAGCUACCUGGAGUCUCCAAUCGUGUACAUCCGAGAACAGCUGUCAAUUCUGAGGGCCGAAAAACAAUGAAAUGGAAGGUAACAGUUCAUACCAAUGACCAGCCAUCUGCGGGUACCAGCUCACAAGUUUAUAUUACAUUAUAUGGAGAUAAAAGUAAUUCAGGAGCUAUCUUUCUAUAUGGAGAAGAGAAAAGGGUGUUUGAAAGAGGAAACACAGAUACCUUCACUAUUCACACACUAGACAUAGGAGAGCUCUACAAAAUACGGGUAGGACACAGUAACUCGGGGGAAACUCCUGCUUGGCAUUGCAAAGAGGUGCAACUGCAAAAUCUUGUGACAGAGGAACACUUCAGUUUUCCUGUUGAUAGGUGGCUGGCACAAAACCAGGAUGAUGGUAUAAUCUGCCAGGAAGUGCCUGUUUUACAUCACGGCCAGCCUCUUCUUCCAGUGACAAUCUAUGAGGUGCACAUAGUGACAGGGGAUCUAUGGAAUGCUGGAACAGAAGCUGAUGUCUACAUUGUGGUCUAUGGAGAAAAAGGUGACACAGGAUCCCGACAACUCCUUAAAUCAAAGAACCCUAGGAUGUAUCUGAAAGGACAAACUGAUGUCUUCUCACUUGAAGCUGUGCACCUUGGAAAAUUACGUAAGAUUGUUAUUGGACACAACGGACUUGGCUCAGGAAAUGGUUGGUUUCUGGAGAAAAUUAUAGUUAAGGACCCAAUAACUAAUGUGGAUUACCACUUCCUCUGCCACAGGUGGCUAGAUCAAGGAGAAGACGAUGGCAAAAUUGUUAGAGAACUAUAUGGCAUUGAUAAUUACACCUUAGCAGUGAGACAAGAACUGGAAAUAAAGAAAACAAAAAUGUGGGCAGCAGAAAAGUGGAAAUUUGAGAAAGGCAAUACUCUUCUGUUUUACAACAAGGUGACCCAUGGUUUUAUACGCAUCAAUCAAGAGGGAACAGUUGAUGCCCUUGGCAACAAGAAAGACAAAUAUGGACUUUUUGAUGUGAAUAUGAAGAAGGGAAAAACAUAUAUUCUAAAAAGUCACACAAUGCCACAUCUUGCGCUUGCUGUUGCUCAUGGCACUGUCACUGGAAUGGACUAUGGUGAUAUCCAUUGUGAACUGCAAGUUCAUGUUCAGCCAAAUCGCUGUGUAAUUCUAGAAUCAGCCCAGAAUGCAGGCCAAAUUGUGGCUUUUAAUUUCCGGGGCACGGUUGCUGAUGAUACCACAGGCUAUGCAAAACUAACAAAGGAGUUUGUUGUCCAUGUUAAGGGAGUGUUCCAUAACAGUGCCAUAAUAUUGCUCACGACUAGCUACUGCCAGUCUCUUUGCCUGAGGUCUGAUGGGAGCUGCAGUGGAGCAGGAAAUCAAUCUGAGGAUUCUUACUGGAGAAUACAUAAAAUCAGCUCUCGGGUGUGCAUGUUUGAGAGUGCCAGACACCCUAGAAUGUAUCUGAGGAUCAAGAGUGGCCAGUGUGAUGGAAAUGGCACAGGAGAUGUGGACUGUCACUUCAUAGUGGAAAAUAACUUAGAAAGUGGCUCUGUAAGUCUGGAAUCUUUACAGAACAGAGGAAUAUAUGUUGGCCUUCUCCCUAACGGUCAGACAAAACCAGUCGUUCAUACUGGAGAAAGCAACAUUUUGUUUUACCCACAAGUUGUCAAAUUUGGCAGAGAAAAACCUAUGGGAACGUCAGCAACUGCUGCACAGCAGAAAGAAGUAAUCGGAGAUUCCAAACAUCAAGAAGCGGGAACUCAGAAUUUAGUAAGCCACAGACAACAAGAUUCUCCUGUCUCAGAUAAUAAAUGGGAAGUAUCAGUACUGACAGGAGAUUCAAAAACCCAGACAAAUGUCACUGUAUGGAUAUACGGAGAUGAAGGGAUUGCUGGACCAAUAACUCUUGAAAAAGACAACAAAGAACACCUGUUUCUACCCAGGACAGAAUAUGCAUUCCAGGUUGAUAUUAAACAUAUUGGAAAAAUUUACAAAAUCAGAAUAGGGCAUGAUGGUACAGGUGAACAGCCAGAAUUGAUGUUGGAAGAGGUGAUAUUGCGACACUUAAAGAGUGGGAAAACUCUGAGUUUUCCAGUGAAUAAAUGGUUGUCAAGGAGUCGGGGGAAUGGAGAUACUGUGUGUGAACUUCCAGUUGUAGAAAAAGGAAGAAGCCUUUAUCCAACUGUAAAUUACGAGGUUUAUGUGUUCACGGGACAUUUGGAGCAAGCUGAAACAGAUGCUCCUGUUUAUUUGUGCAUCUAUGGAGAAAGAGGAGAUUCUGGUCUAAGAUUUCUUCACAAGUCUGACAAGGCCAUUAAAUUUCAGAGAGGAAUGGCUGACAUGUUUGAAAUACAAGCUGUGUCUCUUGGAAAUCUACAGAAAGUAUUGUUGAGCUGCAAGGCUUAUAGCACAUCCCAGUAUUGGUACUGUGAGAAAGUUAUCAUCAGAGAACCUGGAAAAAACUCAGAAUAUAUUUUCAUCUGUGAGAGAUGGCUACCGUUUAUAUCUCAAGGCACACUUCAUUCAGAAAUAGAGCUCUUCCCUGAAGAAAUGCAAAUAAAUCAUCAGCUGAAAAUGCAAGAGGAUGAAAAUGGAGAAGACUGGAAAGUGACUUUAGUCACCGGAUCUUUUGAAACGGCUGGCACGACAGCAACUGUGUCCCUUUAUGUAUAUGGAGAAAACAAGGUUUGGGGUCCUCUGGUGCUGGGAUCUGGGAACCACCAGCAAUUUAGUCCCAAGAGCACAGAUUCAUUCAAGAUCAAUCUGAAAGAUGUUGGGGAGCUGUAUAAAAUACGGAUUGGCCAUGACAACAGUGGACCAGACCCCAGCUGGUACCUUAAAGAGAUUAGACUUCAAAGAAUGAUCUUACCAUCAGAGCAAGAAAUACGUUUACCUGUCAACUGCUGGCUGUCUGAAGACCGAGAUGAUGGAGACAUAUGGCAAGAAAUAGCAAUAAGGAGACCUGGAAAAGCAGUUCUACCAUUGGUAUUGUAUGAGAUCAGUGUAUAUACUGGAUCAAAUCCUGGUGCAGAAACUAAAUCUAAUGUCUACAUCACCCUCUUUGGAAGCAGAGGAGAUUCUGGAAAACGGAAACUUCAAACUUCAAAGACUAACAAUGUCAAAUUUCAACGUGGUCAGACUGAUAUUUUCUCCAUGAUGGCUGUGUCUCUUGGAGUUCUGAAUAAAAUUCUCAUUAGCCAUGAUGGAAAUGGUCCAGGCAGUGGAUGGUUUCUUGAAAAGAUUGUCAUCAGAUUUCAUGAAGGAGAAGAUGGAGAAAAUGAAGUUGUGUUUCCCUGUAAUAGAUGGCUAGAUGAGUACCAGGAUGAUGGGAAAACAGAGAGAGAGCUAAUUGCCAGAAAAAACAGGAAUGCAUCAAUACCAUUUACUAGAGGACAAUGGAGAGUCCUGGUUAAGACUGCUGAAGAUUCCCCAGACCCACAGGAGUGUAAGAGAACCCUUGUAAUUUAUGGCUCAAAGGGUAAAAGUGAUGAUCUUCUCCUUUCUCCACAAAGCCUGGGACAUAUGUGUUUUCGACCGGGAGCAACUGAUGAAUUCCUUAUUGAAUCUGAAGAUGUUGGAGAUGUGUACAAGGUUCGGGUCAGCUGUGAUGAUGUACCAGACUUUGAGGGCUGGCAUUUGAAGUCUUUUGAGAUGGAAGAACUCCACACUAAUCAAGAGGUGAACUUUGACUCCAGCUGCUGGUUCUCUCUUAGCACAGAACACAGAGAGCUGGUGAAAGAAUUCCCUGCAGUGAAAGAGAACCAGAAACCUUUACCAGUGCAUAAGUAUGUUGUCUCUGUACACACUGGAGCUCUAUGGGGAGCAGAAACCUUUGCAAACCUUUAUAUAACAAUUUAUGGUGAAAGAGGAGAUACAGGUGUCAGGCAACUGCGACACUCCUCCGUUGCGGGAGAAAAAUUUCAAAGGAACAAGGUGGAUUCCUUUUUAGUGGAGGCUGUCUCUUUAAGCCAUUUGAAAAAAAUAGUCAUAGGACAUGAUGGAGAAGGAUAUGGUGCUGGAAUAUACUUGAAGAUGAUAACAAUUAAAAAGUCAGAAGAUUCAGAGGAAGAAUGGAUCUUUCCAUGUUGGAACUGGUUGGAUACUCAUCUGGGAAUCUGUGACACAGUCUGCCAGAUUGAAACAAUAGGUAAAGUGACCUCUUGUUCAAAACAGCUUGAAAUCAAGAAGAAGCCGUCAGGUUUAUGGCUAAUGGACAUCAUUGGGUCUGACCUGAAUGCUGAAAUUGAUCCCAUACACCUAACUUUCAACUUUUGUGGAGACAAGAAUCAGAAAACACUGACAUUUCAGCUUUCAGGAAAGGAAACACAAAUGAAAGACAAGCUGACAAACAUUGGAUCCCUUUACAAGAUUCGGGUAUCUGGUCCAUAUGGACAACUUAAAGAGCCCUGGCAUUUGGUGGUGUUGCAUAUGAAACAUACGGGCACCAAUGAAGAGAUGUGGCUAAAUUUUGACUGUUGGUUCAAACCCAAUGAAGAGAAGUGUAUUGAACUGCCAGCAGUCUGUUCCAAUCAGGAUCCUCUGCCUGUUGUGGAAUACUCAAUCUGUAUUUAUACUGGAGACAAAAAGAAAGCUGAUGCCAGUGGAAAUGCUUACCUAUGUAUUCAAGGGGACAGAGGUGACUCCGGGAAACGAUGCCUUAAUAAAAGAGGCCCAGUUACAUUUGGCAAAGGAAAGGUGGAUGUUUUCAAAAUCAAAGCAGUUCAUCUUGGGAAGUUGAACCAAGUACUUGUAGGGUUUAAAAGUUUGAACAAAGAUGACUGGUUCCUAGAAAAGAUUGUAAUAAAAGAAGAAAUUCAUCCUUUUACCACAUACAUCUUUGUUCACAAUAACUGGAUCAGUAAAUACUCAAAAAAAGAUUUUACAGAAGUAGCAGUUUCACUGCAAGAAAUGACUGCAUCAUCUGGCCCAGUUAAAGAUUUUGAUGCUAAAAGCCAAGGGCAGUGGAGAGUGUGGUUGGAUUGUGCACACAUUCCAGAAAAAAUGCCUUAUGUGAAUGCAGUUAUCUAUGGAACUAACGGGAAAUCUCUUCCACAGAGAGUUCAGAAUUUUAAAGAUGAACCAUUUCUGCUGAAUGUUGGUGAUAUUGGCAGCAUAACAAAGGUUUCCUUUAUGCUAUCCAGCCCAGAUCUGAAUAAAGGACUUUUACUUUACAAGCUCCGGAUGAAAGACGUGGAUACUAAAGAGGAGCUGGGCUUUCACCCUUUAAACCAAUGGCUCUUUGAAGAAGAUGGGUCAGGGACUGUGACAGAGCUGGCAGCAGUUAGACCAGAUGAAGCACCGCUUAAGGAGAUUAUUUACUUGGUCAGCAUCCAUGCAGGAACAUUACCUGCAUCAGGUACAGAUGCAGACCUCUUUAUUACAAUAUUUGGGGAGAAUGGAGACUCUUCGAAAAGAAGACUUAGGAAUUCAAAGUCAUGUGAAUAUUUUGAGAAGGGUCAGGUGAAUACGUUCAGUGUUCGAGCAGUAGAUCUGGGGAUCUUAAGCAAAGUGCAUGUUGAACACAAUCAGCUUGGUUAUGGAGCUGGUUGCUACCUUGACCAAAUCACAGUACAAGAGCUAGAGAAGAAUGAUGGCCAAUAUAUAUUCCCAUGUCGACAAUGGUUAGACAGUGGAGUUGCUGAUGGAAAGAUUAAGCGAGAACUCCAGCUUCUUGGAAAAGUCAGGAAAGAACGUCUAGCAGGAAACCUUCAUGGAACUUGGGAUGUCACUAUUACAACACGUGGUUUUUCUAAUAAUAGUGUGAACCCUAAGCUGGUUUUGACAGUUUGUGAUGACAAAGCAAUGUCUGCUUCAGUUUUCAUCCCCAAAGGAUCAUUUAAGAGAGCUGAGGCUUACCAGGCAUCUCUGGAGCUAAAUAAGAAGUUUAUCAUGAUGUGCAAAGUUCGCUUGGAAGCAGAAGACACAGGAGGAGAAACAUGGCAUUGUCGUGAGGUGAAACUUCAACAUAGACAAAGUAAAGAAAUUCUACAAUUUCCAUGUCUGCGGGAUUUUUCAGAUGCUGAAGGAUGCACUGUAGUUGAAUUUCCAGUUCUCAUAGCUGGCUGCAGCUUUUUAACAGUUAAAGAAUAUGUUCUCUUCAUUUCAACGGACUCAUCCCCAGGAUCAGGAACAGACUCAGAUGUGUAUGUCACUUUGAAAGGUUCAAUGGGAGACACUGGCAAGAGGAAAUUACCAAAGAAAGGGGAAGACAUUUUUGUCAAAGGAAAGGUGGAUGUUUUUCAAAUAGAGGCAGUCGAUAUUGGGACUCCAUAUGAGCUUUUGGUGGAAAAGGGGAAAGGUUCCGACUGGCAUCUUGAGAAGAUUGUCGUGAAAGAGACAAACUUUAUAGGACAAGAGAUACUGUUUGCAGCUCAAACAUGGCUAAGAGACAGACCUGACAGGAAAAGAUGUGCCUCAGUAACUCUGAAUGUUACAGAAAUACAAGAAAGAAACACAACUGCUUCACUGUUACAAAGGAAACAAAUGAAAUCAGAAGGAUCAUGGAAGAUUUGUUUCACUGAAUGUCAUGAAGAUCCAUCAGAAGAACUUAAAUCGUCUUGGGACAACAUUUCUAAACUGGUUAUGAUAUUUUAUGGAAACAAUGGCAAAUCUGAACCAGUUUCCUUGGAGAACAAAAAAGGAAAUGAAGCUGAAGACAAAGCAACAUAUGAUGUAUAUUUCCCAUUUGAUCUGGGAAUGAUUUAUAAAGUGAAACUUGGGAUUCAUCAUUUGGGAGCAAGCAUUUCCCAGUUGUUCCAUCACUGUAAAGUGCAAAACACAACCCUUGAUACUUUUAGUCUCUGUAUAAAUAAAACACUUCCUCUUCUUAAUGGAGACCGAUGGAUUGAGUUCCCUGUAGAGUGGCCAUUAAGGGAAGCACUUUCCGUGCUCAGAUAUGAUGUGGGAGUAUUGUCCACUGAUGGUUUGGGCAUCAUAAACUCAGUUCAUAUAUCUGUGAAUUUAUAUGGAACCAAUGGAGACACUGAAGACCGAACACUGUUGUUGUCAUCACCUUCUGUAUCUCAGCCAGAAGGAGACAAUCAGUCAUUCACAGGUCAGAUAGAUGCUGUGGAUCUGGGAGAACUGCACAAAAUUGCAUUUCUGAUUGGGAGCAAAUCAUCCUGCAAACUGGGGAUUAAAGCACUGCAUGUGAAAGAAGCUCAAAAACAAGAGCCUGUCUACAUAUUUGAUGUGAAUGAAACUUUUGCUUUGGAUGCCAAUGAACCUGAAAUUAGAAGAGAAAUCCUCCUCUCUUCAGUUGUCAAGGAAGAUGGACCAGAUGAUCUGGUAGAACAUAUGGUUAAAGUGUACACGGGUGAUAAGAGAGGAGCUGGAACUGAUGCCAAUGUCCACAUAAUUUUGUUUGGAGACAAAGAUACAUCUCCAUUAAUUCAGCUCAAUAAAUCUCUGGAUCAUCAAAAUCCCUUUGAAAGAGGAAAAACUGACACAUUCAAAAUUAAGACAAAAAAUGUUGGGAGGCUGCAGAAAAUUGAAAUUGGGCAUGAUGGGAAAGGAUUUGGAAGCAGCUGGUUUCUGGAACAGGUGGAAAUCACAAACAUGUCUACAAAUGAACUACACUCCUUUAAUUGCAGCCGGUGGCUGUCUGAAGAUGAAAGUGAUGGGCGCACUGUGGUGCAGCUUUACAUAUAAUUAUGUUUUCUGCAAAUGCUAUCCGAAGGUGCUUCCCACUCUGCUUCAAACUGAGCUGGUUUAUUUGUAUUUCCUAAUUGUGAAAGCACUGUAAUUAUCAUGAAGAAAUAUCAAAACAAUGUAUCACAUUUUAAAACUCAAUGAGAACGUUGCUAGAAAUUCUGAAUGCUUUUGUUGAAACAUAAAAUAAUAUGGAGAUUAGAUGUUGCCAUGUGGCUUUGUGAAUCUCAUCUGUCCUUUUACAGUAACUGGAAUUGGUAAUACUUACAAAUAAAAAAAUAAAUAUAAGGCAAUUUCUGUUAUGAGUUGCCAGAUGAA
Pogona vitticeps (central bearded dragon) is the source of this 8799-nucleotide messenger RNA. RefSeq names its product RP1 axonemal microtubule associated (gene RP1). Gene Ontology annotation, biological process: intracellular signal transduction. NCBI's taxonomy places the organism in Eukaryota, Metazoa, Chordata, Lepidosauria, Squamata, Agamidae. The record is from RefSeq and is a predicted model, not a curated record. Gene Ontology annotation, molecular function: protein binding.